AUGAGAAUCAGUGGUGGACCAGCAGCGGCCGCCUUCGCGGUUGUACUUUUUCCGUCUCAGAUAACGUACCCCUUCCGUAUCUGUGGGCACGUCGCCGGCUUGGUUUCUUGCCAGCGCUUGGAACAGCUGAACAAUGGUCCGUGGCCGUCCGUGAGCGCAGUAAACGCAUCGGGUGUGAUACCCCGUGCCGGAUCGCACGGCCAACAACAGUGCGAGUCAACCGUAGAUGCUCGCGAAGACGAUGAAGGAGCAAGGCAAACCCUAUACGCUGCAUGUCGCCCUGGGAUGUCGAUGCUCGGCGGCGCGGCACCCGGCAACACGUCGAUAGUGACGGAAAAGCAAGAGUCAUGUGCUGACAGCGGUGCCGGGGCUGGCAGCGACGGGAAUAUCUUUCAGGCGUGGCAGCCCAGUGACGCCAUAAUGUGGCAGGCGCAUGGUGAAACACAGGCACGUCAUGGAACGGCUCUUUCUCGGUCGGGUACCUAUGACUACUCUCUGGGACCGGCCCAUCCGGGACUGAGGGAUGACCGAGUGGAGCACCCAGGCGGAGGCGGGGCCGCUCACGCUCACGGGGCGGUCGAACGUGAAACAUCGCCGGACGACCCCAGCAUCGCGAUGACCCCCGCACUGGGUACGAAUGUGGGGCGGCACCGCCGCAUAACUGUGGAAGCUGUGGAAGCUUCCAAGGUGGCGCACGGUGCGCCCCACGUGCUCCACCACCUGUCAGAUGUGUUACUAGCUGUCAGGAGUGGCCGCGCGGAGGGCGCGAAGUUUCCCACCUUCGCGAACCCAGGCCUGCAGAAGUAUGAAGCGGAGAGGGGCUCUACGUUAUUUCAAGGCACGCGGGAAACCGUCACCACAGGCACAGCCUCAAGAUACAGCGAACCGCAUCCCGGACCAUACACGCCGUCAAUCGCCGGAGGUGGCCCAGGCCACCAGGGACGGGUGGCAGGGUCUCCAUCAAAGACGACCCGACCCCCCCGCCGCUCAGCGAACACUGAGAGUGAUACCCGGAGCAGAGGCUGCAGUACCCACACUCUAGCCGCCCUGCAGAUGCAUCUUCUCAACAGGCAGGCAAUGAAGAGAGCGGCACCCUCUGACGGAGGGGUGGCGCGAACGGACCCCACCAGUGUUCCUGCGGCGGGAGCAAGUGCUACACCGGCCAAGUUUACACGCAUGUCCGCAGGCGAGGACCCAGGCGAUGCUCAGCAGCCGGCUGGGCCCCGACUGCGUGAGCUAUGGCCUAGUCAGGCAGGACACAAAGCCCGCAGACGCCUGCUGCCGCGAGGCCCUGCGGAUGAAGGAGCCUCAGGAUCCACUAUUUCUGGAAAGCAACAAGUUCCGUCAGCAGUAGCCAAUAAUGCCGUCGCCUUUGAACUCACGCGCAAGUACAAGCCGCACCCAUGGGCGCCUAUCGCACGUGCGCGGAGAGAUAAACCCGACCUUGACUAG
Molecule: messenger RNA, 1452 nt
Organism: Besnoitia besnoiti
Lineage: Eukaryota; Apicomplexa; Conoidasida; Eucoccidiorida; Sarcocystidae
Exons: 3
Coding region: 1-1452 (483 amino acids)
Source: RefSeq, a predicted model, not a curated record